Messenger RNA from Anas platyrhynchos (mallard), 9450 nucleotides. It is a transcript of the gene COL19A1, whose product is annotated as collagen type XIX alpha 1 chain. The record is from RefSeq and is a predicted model, not a curated record. NCBI's taxonomy places the organism in Eukaryota, Metazoa, Chordata, Aves, Anseriformes, Anatidae. Gene Ontology annotation, molecular function: extracellular matrix structural constituent conferring tensile strength. Gene Ontology annotation, biological process: extracellular matrix organization.
UCCGGGCCGGGGAGCGGGGCGGCGGAGCCGUGCCGAGGCGGAGCGGGGUCGCCGCGUCCCCCUGAAGGCUCUCGGAAACGGCGGGGAGCCGAGGCGAGGAGCUGUGUCUGCUCCUGCCGGGGGGCGCAGCCCGCGGUGGGGCGAGCUACCUGCUGCUGCGGCAGGUGCAGGGCGCGCCGCGGGACUGCCCUGCGGAGGGGCGCUCGCUGCCGGGGAGGCGCUUGGAAAAGUUGCCCCGGGGGCAGCUGCCGGCGGGAGAUGCCGUGCGACGAGAGCGGCUAAAAGUGCAUCUGCGCUGCGUGCUUUGCUUCUCUGAGAGAAAACGCGGUUAGAAAAGUGUUUUCUGUCCUUCGCUGGUUUCUGACGUUUCUCUAAAUCGCCGUUGGCUUGGAAGGAACGCUGAUUAUUGUGCUGACGAGAGUUGAAGCCAGAUUUGUAGCUGAUUGUUCACAUGUGUCCAGGGGGAGAUGAAGUACACUGGAUCCUGCAUAGUUUGGCUUUGUAUGGCAGUCUUCCUCCUCCUCCCUGUUUCUACUUGUGUGGCUGUCAGUGACCAGACAGGUGCUGUGUGUCCUUUAAUAAAAACAGCUGUUCAUCAUCUCAAACAAAUCAACAGAGACAGUCUUGGUUUGUCAGGGUUUGAUCUGGCAGAAAGCUUUUCUUUGAGACAGACGUCUUGUGGAGGGGAAAAAAUCUGCUUUAAACUGGGAAGUGCUCCUCUCAUCAGAGACACAAAGCAAGUAUUUCCAAAUGGGCUUCCUGAAGAAUACUCUCUAGUUGCUACGUUCCGUGUACGGCGAAAUACAAAGAAAGAGCGUUGGUAUAUAUGGCAAAUUUUAAAUCAGCAUGACACUCCUGAGAUCUCUGUCCUUCUGGAUGGUUCAAAAAAGGUCGUGGAGUAUAUGACCAAAUCCACUCAGGGAAAUAUACUGCACUACACUUUUAAGAGUCGAGAAAUUUAUCCAUUGUUCGAUCGGCAGUGGCAUAAACUUGGUAUUAGCGUGCAGUCGGGGAUCAUUUCCCUCUAUUUGGAUUGUAAUUUAAUUGAGAGAAAACAGACUGAUGAAAAAUUCACCAUUGACUUGCAGGGAAGGACUCUGAUUGCUUCUCGUGCUACAGAUGAUAAGCCUGUAGAUAUUGAACUUCACCGCAUAACAGUUUAUUGUAAUCCAAACGUUGUAACAGAAGAUACGUGUUGUGAAAUAUCUGCUGAGCUGUGCCCACAUGAAGACAGAUUACUUGCUACUACUUCAUCACCAGUGACUGGUCAUGCCAGCAAAAUGUACACAUUUCCAGGAACACAGCAAGAAUCUAGAGACAGAUGCCACUGCUUUCCAAAUAAAGGAGAAGCAGGAUUACCGGGAGUAGCUGGUUUGCCAGGCCAGAAAGGAAGUAAAGGUGAAAAGGGUGAGAUGGGUGCAAAAGGACAGGAUGGUGUUGUUGGUCUUCCUGGUGAAAAGGGGGAACCUGGCUUAGUGGGUGUUCCUGGCAUGCCUGGUCUUACUGGUUCCAAGGGUGAACGUGGCUUUGCAGGUAGUAAAGGUGAAGACGGAGAAAAGGGUGAAAAAGGAGAUAAAGGAGAACCAGGAGCAGAAGGCAUUCAUGGAAGAGAGGGACUCAAAGGUGACCCUGGUAGUCCUGGUUUGGCUGGUCCCAAAGGAGAAAAGGGAGAUGUGGGACCACCAGGACCAAUGGCCUUAAGUGGUUUGCCAGGGCUGGAGGGUCCCCAGGGUCCACCUGGCAAAGAAGGUCAAAGGGGAAGACGAGGCAAGCCAGGCCUCCCUGGAAAACCAGGACCACCGGGACCUCCUGGUCCUUCUGGACUAAAAGGAAUUCUGGAUUCAUUGAACAAGCAUUAUAAUGAGAGUGAUAUGAGACUACUAGGAUUACUUGGGACCCCUGGACCUAAAGGCCAGAAAGGAGAAAUUGGUCAAAAAGGAGAAGUGGGAAUGACUGGCGCAAAGGGAGAAAAGGGAGAGCCUUCUGAAAAAGGGGACAAGGGAGAUCCAGGAGAAACUGGAAUGGAGGGAUCAAAAGGAGAUAAGGGUGAAACAGGAGACCCUGGACCACCUGGUCUCACUGGAAAUCCAGGAUCAAUGGGACUGCAAGGACCUCCAGGACCUGUUGGGCCCAGGGGACUGCCAGGAGAAGUCGGCUUACCAGGAGAACAUGGGUUACCAGGAAAUCCAGGAGUUAAAGGAGAAAAGGGGGACUCUGGUGGGAUUAUGGGACCGCCUGGACAUCCAGGUCCAAAAGGUGAGGUGGGGCCUCCUGGACUAAGUCUGCCUGGAACACCAGGUCCUAUUGGUAGUCCUGGAAACCCAGGUCCACGGGGACCAAAGGGAGAAAGAGGACUACCUGGUGUACAAGGAGCCCCUGGGGAGAUGGGGCCUCCUGGAAUAGGCAUUCAGGGAUCACCAGGUCCUAUAGGGCCAACUGGAUCAGCAGGUGUUCAGGGCCCCAGGGGACCUCCAGGAUUACCAGGAACUCCAGGUACCCCAGGUAUUAAUGGCACCCCAGGAAGAGAUGGAAAGCCAGGACUACCGGGCCCUCCAGGCGAUCCUAUUGCACUGCCACUAGUGGGAGACAUGGGUGCUAUACUGAAGGGUGAUCCUGGCACAAGAGGUCCUCCAGGCAUCCCUGGUAGAGAGGGGCCAAAGGGAAGCAAAGGUGAACGUGGAUUUCCUGGGCUUGCUGGAGAGAAGGGCGAUGAGGGCCUUCAAGGUGUUCCUGGACUGCCUGGUGUACCAGGACCCAGUGGACCGUCUGGAGCCACAGGAAGACCUGGGCAUCCUGGUCCUGCUGGGUCAAAAGGCGAAAAGGGUAGUGAAGGUUCUCCUGGGAAGCCUGGACCACCUGGACCACCGGGUAUGCCUUACAAUGAAAGAAAUGGAAUGAGCAGCUUAUAUAAACUCCAGGGAGGUGUGAGUGUCGCAAGUUAUCCAGGUCCACCAGGACCUCCGGGUCCAAAAGGAGAUCCCGGCACAGUGGGAGACCCAGGACCAAUGGGAUUACCAGGACUGGAAGGACUCCCAGGGGAAAAGGGUGACCGUGGACCAGCUGGCACACCAGGAGUAGCAGGGAUACCGGGAAAGCCAGGGUCUCCAGGGUCCCCAGGGAUGCCAGGAGAACCUGGUGAAAGAGGACCCAUAGGAGAUAUAGGCUUCCCUGGGCCAGAAGGGCCACAAGGAAAACCAGGAAUCAAUGGAAAAGAUGGAUUGCCAGGUCCUCCGGGGGCUGUGGGGAGACCAGGAGACCGAGGGCCCAAAGGAGAACGUGGAGAUCAGGGUAUUCCAGGAGACAAAGGUCCACAAGGUGAAAGAGGGAAACCUGGCCCAUCAGGAGAAAAGGGGGCCAUGGGUCCUACUGGGCCACCAGGGGACAGAGGCCAUCCAGGAUCACCAGGUCAUCAAGGUCCCCCAGGUUCACCAGGCCCCCCAGGUUUACUGGCUGAUACGGUUUCACUUGAAGAAAUAAAAAAAUAUAUCAAACAAGAAGUUCUUAAGGUUUUUGAAGAAAGGAUGGCUCAGUUUGUAUCCCAGUUGAAGCUGCCUGCUGCAAUGCUUGCCUCCCAAGCUCAUGGAAAACCAGGACCCCCAGGAAAAGAUGGAUUGCCAGGGCCCCCAGGAAAGGAUGGUUUACCAGGGCCACCUGGAGAACGUGGGCUUCAAGGUUAUAGAGGACAGAAAGGGGAAAGAGGUGAGCCUGGAAUUGGACUGCCUGGUAAUCCUGGACCACCUGGCCCUGCAGCUGCUGGCCUGCCGGGCUCACCAGGAACUCCAGGGUCACCCGGACCGCAGGGGCCACCUGGACCUAAUGGAAGAUGCAAUCCAGCAGACUGCUAUUACCAUGUAGCACAGACUCGGUCACGCACCAGUGGGAAAUAAAAACCCUCUCCCAUAGACACUUGGGUUCACAAUCACUUUUCACUCCUCUCAAUAAGUUAAUUUAAUCUUUGAAAUACUUGGUGCAUUUUUUGUUCCCUUGACACUGCAUGGUCUGUAGAUAAUUUGUAAGGCGCGGAAUUGAGCCUUUUUCUAUUCUAUUUGCAGUGUCAUAAUUGCGAAAUGAUGACAUUUAUUUUCCAGAGUGCAUUCCAUGUGUUAUGUUUCUCAUAUUUAUUUUGCUUAGAGGAGAAAAUAGGCCCAAAUAAUUUUCAUAAGCUUCUUUCUUCAAAAAAAAAAUAUUUUAUUAUAACUUAAGGCAGUACAUAUGCCUCAGCAUGUAAGCUGGCUUGAUGUUUCUUACCGGUGGUGAAGUUUAAACAGAGAAAAUGCUGUUCUGAAGUUUUAAAGUGUACCCAUUGGUGGUGAAUGUAGGAUCUUAGCUGGAGUGCUAGGAACUCUGUUCAGACUCAAUGUUACUGUCCCCUGAGGAGGCUCUGGCACACCCCCUGAACCAGGUCUGCAUCAUGUACCACGAGCACUACCAACCACUUAUAUAAUUUUCUAGAUGUCAAAGAAAGAAACAGAUAUUUUUAUGAUCUCUACUCCCAUCCAGUUCAGAUUCAGACUGACUGGGAAUUCACCAGGUGUAGCACUAAGGGGUGUUUCUGUUGAAUGAAUGAUGUUCCAACUGAGAACUUGAACGUUGGUUUAGUCACAGUUGUAUAUAUACACUCCAGGUGUGAGUGGUAGGGACUCCUGGUGUUGUUCUUCACUGAGAUCUGGGACACCUUCUAAUGGUCAUGUGAACUCAGUAAGUGUAUUAUCAUUGCUUGUAAUCAAGCUACUCUUCCAUUAUGUCUGCUUACGAAAAAGACAUCUUGCUUUAGCAAGAGCACACAUGUUAGCAGUGACAUCUGGAGAAGAAACCUUCAUAAGUCCCUGAUCUUACAAAAGGCACAUUUUCCUAUUUCUCCUGCAAGAAUUACAUCCUGAAAUAAGUUUCAGAAGAACUUGAAACCAGUAAAGUGUAAAAUUCACAGGUCCUUAUAACUGGCUGCAAAAAUAAAAAUAGUUGAAGUUCAAGAGAAGUUUGGAAAAAUUAGGAAACUGUCCUCUGGAAGUUGUUAGACAUGGGUCUUGACUGCAUGCAGCUUGCAAGCAUUGGGUAAAUGACCAGGUAUUGUCAGGAAAGAACAAAAGAGAACAACAUGCAUAUCAUACAGAGCUCAAAGGAGUGGCCAAAAGAAAAGGUGGAGAAAACCAAUUGUACAGAGCCUGACUCUGAAAAGGAGGUAGAAGUGUUGGCCAAAAUUUCACUCCUUACAAUCGGGAAACAGACAAUUGUAGAUUAGUCCUAAGGAACUGGCUACAGUGUAAUAGAAAUUGAAAAUGCUAUUAAGGGAAUUCUGUCAUUAGGAAGGUGGUAAUGCUGUCCUGCUGUAGGCAGGCGAGUGGUCUUGGUGGCUGCCGUGCUUCAGCAGUGCCGAAGGAGCCAGCCGCUCGGUCAGGUGGCAGUGAAGUGCUCCCAGAUUGGGAGUGUUGGAUUCCAGAGAAGCUCUCAUACAAAAUUAAUGUCUGACUUCUGAUCUUGACUUAAAAACAGUAAUAACGGUGGGAGACUAAAAUAAUAUAUUGACAUUUGUUCUGGGUAGAGUUCCUAGCACUUGCUUCCAGACCAAGAGAAGAAAGAUUUGUACCUUGUAGAGUCACAUAAGGUAUCCAGGGAGCAGGGUGAGUCUUCAGUCACACCUGCUAAGAAGAAAAUCAUACCCUGGGAGCGACCUCCAAGUGUCACUUGGUGUAUUAAACACACGUUUUGAGGGAGGAAGGUGCUUAGCAGAAGGAAAAUGUUUAAAUGAACACAGGGAUGGAAAAUUGGCAUCUUGGCACCCAGGACAGGAGAGGUGAGCUGGAAGGAGGAUGCCAGAAAACCGAUGGCGUGUCACAAGCCUGAUCUCUGAUGGAGAGCUGCAACACGCUGCACUUGGAGGCAUGCUGCAGGGGCUCAGGGUGUUACGUGCAUGUCCUGUAAGUACUGAGACUUGGGUCAAAGCCCAUGGACAGCUUGCAGCUCUCAGCCUCCUCUCCUGCCCACCCCUCGCAGUGCCCCAGCAGGCAGCAGUGGCCCUCUGUCCCUGCAGGCCCCACCGGGGCACCUUCAUUGCACCAUGAUGAAGGCACAUUUGAGACAACUCCUCCCACCAGGUGCAGAGCUCCACAUCUCCUGCUCCUGCUUCAGACCUCCCGUGCCUAUAAACGCUCCUCGGUUUUCUCUCCGAUGUCACCUGCCCCUCCAGGUCUGGUCUUUUCCUCUCUACAAGCUGGCCCAGCGGUGCGAGAGGGAGUGCUUCCGAUGGCUGCCGUGGUGCCUCACUCGAUGUCCACCCUGCUGGUGUUGGGGGUGGGCGGCUCACCCCGCAAAGACCCGGGCCCCGCGCACCGUGUUCAAUUCUUUCAAAUGAACUGCUGGCCAGGCAGCCCACAGGAACGUUUUGUUUUCCUUCUCUAGUAAUUCCAAUGUAUGUAAAAUGGAAAUAUUUUUUUACUUUGUAAGUUAAUUUUAAACUUCAUUUUCUGUGAUAAUAUCAAAAAGGGUGCUGUCUUUUAGGGAAUAUCACAAGAUUGAAAGGGUUCAGCCCCCUUCUGGAAUGCUGUACAUAGACUGUCACUGCUGUCUUAGGGUUAUAUCUGUAUAUUUUGGGGCUUUUAGCUAGCUGAAACUGAGCAUUUAUUAGUUGCCAGAUGCAAUUCCUGUAUUUUAAUUUACUUGAAUUGAGCAGAAAGUAGAACACUUUUUAUAUUUGAAGAAAUUUAUUUUUUCAUCUUUAUUUCCUACAGAUGCCUUUUUCUUUUCUUGGGGCUCAAGUCUAAAGGUCUUUUAAAAUGUAGUUGAACAUUUGAACUUUGAAUUUAUCUGCAGGUAAUUACUUUGGUAACUACCCUUGAUGCAUAAUUUUUUGUUUUGCUAAAAGCCCAAUUUAAUUUUCUCACACGAGAAAACGGGUAUUUUGUUACAUGGGCUCUCUUGAUACCUUUUUUAAAGAUUUCAUGUUCUUCACAGAAUUAAUCCCAGCUUGACAUCCCUUCACAUGGGGUUGCUCCAACUCCGCAUUUUUACAAUUGAAAGCAGGAUGCAGCUGGAAACGUGUGUCUGCGUGGUUUCCAGGUUUGGCCCCUGAAAUUUGUUUGCAGUUUUAGACUGAUGCUCUCUGGGGUUUUGGGAAGGGGAGCCAGGGAGGGCAAGGGGGUGUUCAUCUGUUUGGGGAUUUGCUGUGUCAUAGCAUCAUGUAGAAUGGCUUGGGUUGGAAGGGACCUCACAGAUCCACUAGUUCCAGCCCACUCCCACUAGAUCAGGUUGCCCAAAGCCCCAUCCCACCUGGCCUUGAGCUCUUCCAGGGCUGGGGCAUCCAUGACAUCGAUUUCAUCUUUGUUUUGAGCAGUCUGUGCUGCGGUAAACAUUGCAAGAAACUUGACAGGGAGGGUUGUUAUUUCCAGCAGCACAAGGUAUUUCUCUGAUUUGGGAACAGUGUAUUUGGAACUUUGAGCUGAAUUAACUUUGACAAAAUGUUUGAAACCUUUCUUAAAAGCUCUCCAAGCUUUGUUCUUGUUCAGGGUCGGACACUUCUACUUGAUGGCAAGUCUCUAUAUUGCCUGCUAAGAAAGUGUUGGGCUCUUUUUCUAAUAGCUAUGUACAGAACGACUCGGCUUGCUCGAAGAAGGCAAUAAACUUAGGGUCAGACUUUUCCGAGGCUGCAGCUUAGCUCCUGUUGUCCACACGGGGGAGCGCAGAAACCUUCCCAGAGCAGUGAGAAAGCAAGGGCUGAACUCAGCAGCUCAAGGAAGGGCCCGGUGCUGUGUAGCUGCACGGCACCAGAGUUCACGUUGUGCUCUUGAGCCUGGUAGUUUUUCCUAAAAUCCCUUUAUUUUUUACAUGGUGGUAUAAGCAGAAAUACUGCCUUUCUUCGGUAAUUAUUUUCAGGUAAUUUUGCUUAGAUUGUUCAUGUAUCUAGACACACCGUAGAAGAACGUGCAGAAGCAGAACACGCAGCCCCUGGGCAUAACUUACGUGCCCCGCAAUGGCAGGUGUCUCCAGGAGAGCAGCGGGUCUGCAGAGGUUGGUAAAAACUAAAGCAGCACAAUCAGCAGUUGUACAAUCAAGCAGCAGUGCAGCCUACUUAGUUAUGUUCUGAGAUCUGAUAUUUUUGUCUUAAACUGGAUUUGUUUUAAUGCUAGAAGAGCACUGUGAUGAGGAAAUGGGAUUGAGUGCAUCGUCACUCCUCCCUUUGGUUUCUGAUUGUGGAUUACGAGAGGUGUUAGAUAUGCACAGCUUUGUUAAAUAUGCAUAUUUUUUAAAUUAAUGGAUAAUCACACAAUAUAUUUUAGCACUUAUUUUUCACAAUGGUGAAAUACUAUUUUUCAUGUCAGUGUACACUUUUUUUUAUUAUUAUUUUUCUGUGAUGUUUACAUAAAAGUCUUACACACACACACCCCCAGCUACAUUAGCAUUUUAUACACUUGUUUCUCCAGAUACGCUAGCCUAAAGCCAGCCACUAAGUUCUUUUCUUAAUUUACCAGUUCGGUAGAAGUGCUGCUCUAACUUAGCAUGUUAAAACAUGAGAAGUAUCUCAGGAAACAAAACGAUGUUGUUUUUUUUUUUUUGCAUUUGCUUUUUUUUUUUUUUUUUUUUUGGUUUGUGUUUGUUAGAUUUGAGCUUUACUGAAUCAUGUAAAGUUUCUCUGAAAUCUGUUAUGACCACUACAACUAGAUGAUGCUGGAUGGGUUUCUAAAUCCAUUCAUAGGGGUUGGUGUAGACCAUGGAGAACAAGUUUAACUGUGACCUUGCCUUGGUUGUUGUUGAAGUUGGCAAAGCCAACUCAAACCUCACCAUACUUUAGGAAAAUGCAGUUUUCAAAUAUUAAUUGCUAACGAACAUUACAGAUUCUAGACCAAAAUAAGUUGUAGCUAAAAAGAAUGUAGUCUACAUGUAUUUUAUUAGCAGUUUUAUCUCCAAGUCUGCUGUUCUUAAAUGCUUUUAAUUAUUUACUGAUGUUUCAAUGUAAAUACAUUCUGUCUCCGGUUGAUACAUUUGAAGGAAGUUCAAUGACAUACCUUAUUUUAUUGUUUUCUUUCAUUUCUGAAUGAUAUGCAGUUGUCACUGAAUUCAUCACAGUACAUGCAUACUGGUUGCUUCUUUCCUUCAUUUUAUUUUUGGUUUGCAACAUUUAAGGUUCAAUUCAAUGGAUAUGUAUUGAGUGGAUAGAAAGUGUGCUCUUUGCACUGCUCAUGUGGCCAUUUACAUCUGUGACACAGGCUUCCAGAUGACAAUGGCGACAUUUCCUACGCUUUCUAUGCUUUCUGUACAUGAAUAGUGGUUCUGUCAGAAGUCACAACCUUUCCUUUUUUACAUUUCAAAUCACAAGGAAGGAUAAAAGAGGAUGCAGAGGAAGGCAACCAUUGCAGUGAGCCCGGUGGGGCACAGGGCUGCUGAGCACACCAUGAGCAGGCUCAUGCUUUAUGACAGGUUGGUGAAACUUAAGGUUGCACAGGCUGGAGGGAAAAAAAA